ACAUAACGGACCAAAAACAUAAAAGAGAAAAAACUUAAAGCCAUCAAAUCCACGAAAGACGAAAAAAAAGAAAGGGGUAAAAAAAAUCGAAGAAAUUAAGAGGAAAAAAACACAACAAAAAAAGAAGCUUGGUUUUCUCUCUCCAAUGGAAAUUGACAGUGCUGAUAUGACGAUGGUGAAGAGGAGGAAGACGGAGGUAAAGAGGAGAGAGAAUGAAGAAGAUGAGAUGAAAAGAAUUGCAGAAAUUGUGCUAGUUUUGUCAGCCAUGGGAAAGAUGAGAGCUGGAAGAGAUCCAACUGUUGCGGAGAAGACGAUGAUGGCGGAAGCAAGGGCAAAAGUUGUGGCGUUAUGUGAAGAAUUGGCUCCGAAAGAUAUACUUCCGACGGAAUCAUUUGAUGUUGUGAUUGAAGAUUUAGGGCUUAAUCGUUUGAAGGAUCGUGUAGGGUUUCGACCUAUUAAGAAUUCGAUUUCGGAGAAGAUUGCUCUCGCUAAACGUCAGAUGGAAGAAUCCAAGGUGUUUGCUGUGCAGCCUGCUUCAUAUCCAUCUCAGAAAGUGCAAACUGCUGGUGAGAACCGUGGGACACCUCCCACUGUCCGCGUGUCAUCUGAUAAAGUGGGUCAUGUGCCUGUAAGUGUAGGAACGUUUCAACCUCCAACUCCUGUUGCUAAUGUUUCUUCAGCAACUUCUACACCUAUUCGGUUUCAAACUCCUGGCACUGAAGUCCGCGCACCAGUUGUUUCUCCUGUUGCACUUACUAAUACAGGAAGGGAUUCUACCUCCGUGGUACCUCCUAGACUUGAUAGAGCACAUAUAAGACCUGAUGGAAGACUGAAUGGGCAAUCCUUGCCACAUGUUCCAGUUAGCUCUGCAGCAAAUCAACAUACUGUGAGGACUACUCCUGUACACCUACGACCUCAAGCUCCAAUUCAGGCUAAUGUCAGAACAAAUAAUAUGUUAUCAGAUCAACUUCCAAUGAAAACUGACAGUAAUGUUAGUUUAACUGCUCCACAAAUGAAAUCACAAUCAGCAGUUGCUCAAAUGCCAGGGCUUGUUGCCAGUCAAACCGCUCCUGGAGCUCUGCCUAAUAUGCAUCAUCCUGUUCAGGGUAUGCCAUUUGUCCACACUCCAGCUGUCAAUCACCAUCUUGAGGUAUCUAGGUUAGUGCAGAAGCUGUUAACCCCAAAGCUUCCUCCGCGUUCUGCGUGGACUCCUCCUUCAAGGGAUUAUAUGAAUAGAGCACUACCAUGUCAGUUCUGCAAGCUCAUUAUUAGUGAGGUGGAAAAUAUGGUUAUUUGUGAUGCUUGUGAGAAGGCUUUUCAUUUAGGAUGUCUUCAGUCACACAAUGCAAAAAGCAUUCCGAGAGGUGAGUGGCAUUGUCCUAGGUGUGUGACAAUGAGCCACGGGAAACCAUUUCCUCCAAAGUAUGGUCGUGUUACAAGAAAUAUGAAUAUUCCAAAAGUCCUUUCCAUUACAACUGGAGUUCAGAUGCCUUCAGACAGAAAGGGGGGAAUCAUGGAUGAGAAGGUGAAUCAGUCAAAUGCAACAAUAGAUAGAAUCCAAGAUUAUAAAACACACUUUCAGGUGAAUCAGCCAAAUGCAACAACAAAUGGAAGCCAAGAUUCCAGAACACAUUCUCAGGCUGUUAAAGUUGCUGAACCAUCGUCUGAGUCAUUCCCUCGACAUGGAAGUGAUAUAUAUAGAAAUGACAUAUCCAUAGGUGUGAAGGAAGAUGGACCUAAGUUGGAACAAAUCCCAAACAAUGCAACAGAAACUGCAGUCUCUUUAUCAACACCAACUGAACCUUGUGAUAAACCUGUUCAGCAAGUAAAAUGUGAAAAUCUUCCUUCUGAAGAUAGGUUGAUAUCUGAGACAGCGCCAAGAACUGCAGUUCUAUCUCAAGCAAAUGACAAACUUGGUGACUUGUCGGCAUCAAGCAAUCAAACCGAUGUUGACCAGAAGGCGGUAGAUGGUGCUAUAAUUCCAGUGCAUCAACACAGUGAUAGCAAUGGAGUGAUGGAAUCUAAUCAAUGUCACAAUGAUGAAAAUGAUGAAAAAAAUUCUGUGCAGGAAAAUAUAGUUGAGAGUGAGAGAGUCCAUGACCAGGCCGGGGAGCUUGCUGAGGCUUCACAUAGUGACUUGUAUAAUGUUGAUUGGAUUGGUGAUUUAGAUAGAGUUGUGGACAAAAAGAAUUUUUUCCGGUCUUGUCGCAUCAAUGGAAUGGUAUACGAAGUGCAGGAUUAUGCCCUUCUCCGAUUGAAAAGUGGCAAAUUAAUACCUUCAAAGCUCCAGGCCAUGUGGGAGGAUAGUGAAACUAAUUUGAAAUGGCUUAUUGUCCACAAGUGUUAUUUUCCUGAUGACUUGCCAGAGGAGGUUGGACGACCAGGUGCUCCUCAAAGCAACGAGGUCUAUGAGUCUACUCAUGAUAGCAACGUGUUGGCGGGUUUUGUUCAAGGCCGGUGUGAAGUCCUUCCAUUCAGGAAAUUUGGGGAAGAAUCUGAGGGAAGCGAUCAAGGCUCUCUAGAGAAAGAGACAAGACAGCCAAUUUUUAUAAGAAAUUGGUUUUAUGAUGAAACAAGACGGGCUUUCUGCCCCAAUGCUAGCUGAUCUGGGAUGUGGAUAAUUGUUGUAAUUGAUGAUGCUUUCCAUACCUUUUUGUGGCCUACAGCUCAUAUGCCUUCAGGUUUAUAGGUAUUAUAUAGCCGAUGGCGUUAAGCAAAUGAAGUUCGGAGCCUCUAGAUAGUCCUUCACCUCCCCCUCUCUUGUACAAAUGCAGCAUUAGUGAGUUAGUAUCCCUUGUAAAAACAUUUCUUAUGUAGUUGUUUAGAUAGAAUUUGUACAGGGUUUACCCUUCAUUUUUGGGUGCCCAAACAUAUAUAAUGCUUAAUAAUAUCUUAGCCUUUUUUUAAAAUAA
This is a messenger RNA of Beta vulgaris subsp. vulgaris (sugar beet), 2912 nucleotides long. RefSeq lists its product as hypothetical. Gene Ontology annotation, molecular function: chromatin binding. The coding region runs from base 146 to 2605 and encodes 819 amino acids. The transcript is spliced from 7 exons. The record is from RefSeq and is a predicted model, not a curated record. NCBI's taxonomy places the organism in Eukaryota, Viridiplantae, Streptophyta, Magnoliopsida, Caryophyllales, Amaranthaceae.